Molecule: messenger RNA, 3214 nt
Organism: Chionomys nivalis (European snow vole)
Lineage: Eukaryota; Metazoa; Chordata; Mammalia; Rodentia; Cricetidae
Gene: Micall2
Product: MICAL like 2
Exons: 17
Coding region: 131-3091 (986 amino acids)
Molecular function (GO): protein binding
Source: RefSeq, a predicted model, not a curated record
GGGCGCCGGUCGCGUUCUCUUCUUCCAACCCGGCUGGUUGGUGGUCUGCGGGUCCGGUCCUCGUCCGCGCCUCGGGCCCGACAGGGCCUGUGGCCAGCUCCUCUAGCCGCCGUCCCGGCCCGCCGCCCACAUGGCGGCCAUCAAGGCCCUACAAGAGUGGUGCCGGCAGCAGUGCGAGGGCUACCGGGACGUGAGCAUCACCAACAUGACCACCUCGUUCCGCGAUGGCCUGGCCUUCUGUGCUAUCCUGCAUCGACACCGGCCUGACCUUAUAAACUUCAGUGCCCUCCGGAAGGAAAACAUUUACGAGAACAACAAGCUGGCCUUCCAAGUGGCUGAAGAACAGCUGGGCAUCCCAGCCCUUCUGGACGCUGAGGACAUGGUGGCCUUGAAGGUUCCAGACCGGCUGAGCAUCCUCACCUACGUGUCACAGUAUUACAACUACUUCCACGGCCGGUCCCCAAUUGGGGGCAUGGCUGGUGUGAAGAGACCCUCAUCUGACUCGACUGAAGAAUGUCCUGGAAAGAAGGUUCUGCCCUCGCCUGCCAAGGUGCCCUCACCAGCUCCAGCCCAGAGGUCACCACUGUCUCCAGCUAGGACAAACCCUGUGGUUCGGAGGAAUGAGAGUGGCUCAGAGAGGCCAUCUCCAAAGGCUGCUCUGGGAACUGCAGGCAGCUCCGUCAGCAGCAUCUGUGGGAUCUGUGGCAAACACGUUCACCUCGUACAGCGGCACCUGGCUGAUGGGCGGCUCUACCACCGAAGCUGCUUCAGGUGUAAGCAGUGUUCCAACACACUGCACUCAGGGGCCUACCGUGCCACAGGAGAGCCGGGCGUCUUUGUCUGUACCCAUCACAGCCAAGAAGUCACCUCUGGGAGCCCCAAGUUGUCAAAAUUGGCCUCCAGACAACCAGGAGCUGUUGCUGCAGACACCAGGCCAAGCAAUGCCUCACGGAAAGUUCAGGAGGCAAAUGGGCUAGGAGAGGGGACACCGCUAAGGACCAAGGCAGCAGCCUGGGAGCCCGCUGUAGGCAACACAACUGCCAAAGGUUUUGUCCAGACUGAACUCAACCAGCCAGCCACCUCCCGUGUCCAUAUGGAGAGCCCUGUAGGGCCCAGACUGUCCACGAGCCCAGUGGCCACUACUUCUGUGACUAGCAAAGCCAUCACCCACGUGACUAAUAGCUCCCCGACAGGCUGGUCAUCACCUGCCAAGAGCAGUAGCACAGCGGCCAUUGACUCCCGACCCCUUGUGCACCUAAGUACUCUGAACUCUCACCCGUCUGUGUCCCAAGGCCAGGCAACCUCCAGAGGUGUUAAGACUCAGCUCAACUUGAGUACAGCAUCUCCAAACACAGCCACCACCCCAGCCUGGACCUCCGCGGCCUCUAGGACUCAGCAAGCCCGAGAGAAAUUUUUCCAGAAUCCUGCCCCAGCCCCAUCCAAUAACAGUCCUGCCAGCAGGGUCCCCCCUGUGGUAAAUACCUCCACCAGCAAGGUCCCCACUGUGGUGAAUGCCCCCAAUGGCAGGGUCCCCUUUGUGGUGAAUAUAUCCACCAGCAAGACCACCACUGUAGUAAAUGCCCCCACCAGCAAGGUCCCCACUGCGGUGAAUCCCCCCAAUGGUAGGGUCCCCCCUAUGGUGAAUACCUCUACCAGCAAGGUCUCCACUGUGGUAAAUGUCCCCACCAGCAAGGGCCCCACUGUGGUGAAUGCCCCUGCCAGCAAGGUCUCUGCUGCUGUGGAUACCUCUGCCCAGGAGAGCAGCCGUGAGCAAGCGCUAAGUGUACUUAGGAAGGCCCUGCCGGGGCUGACGGGAGCUGGUACCCAGACGUCAGGCAGGUCCUCCCCAGCCACUUCCUCCAUCCCAAUCUCUCUUCCCAAGAAUGAAGUACCCCCAAAAGUUCCCUCACCCAAGCUAUCACAUUCAACCACUCCCCAACCCCCCGCUUUGAAGAUGGAGCCUACCGUCCCCCUGAAUGUGGGCAAUACCUCAUGGGCAUCUGUAUCACUCCAGACUGGCAACAAGAGCCUGGGUUUAUCUCCAGGGGUUGGUAGGACCAGUGCCAGCUCCAGGCCACAAGCAGAAGUGGCAAUACCGAAGGGUCCAGGUUCCACCUCUCAGGAAGGCCGGGAGGAGGGACCAGAAGGAUGGAGGGCCCGCCUGAAGCCUGUGGAUAAGAAAAACUCUGCUGGGAGGACUUUGGAGCCAAAGGAAGUACCUGUCCAGGCAGAGCCGAGGGCAGGGGAUACUCCCAGCAAAGUCUCCAGCAGCUCUAGCCCCAGCGCUCACAUCUUCUUGACUCCCGUUCAGAAUAAGAGGACACCAUGCCCGGCUGGUUCCGGGCCCAGCCCUGCAGCAGCCCCCUCUCCUUCUCUGUCACACCGCAAGAAACUAGCUGUCCCUCCCAGCCUUGAUGUUUCUGCUGAUUGGCUCCAGCCAGAGCUCAAGAAACAGGAAGCUCAGGCCAGGAACAGGAAGGAGGAGAAAACGCCCACCUGGGGGACAAGAGAGCGCUCUGCAGUCCUGGACAGUACACAUGGUGAGACUGUGACCUCCCCAGUUAGGCUGCACCCCGACUAUAUCCCCCAGGAGGAGCUGCACAGGCAGCUGCAGGAGAUUGAGAAUCAGCUCGACGCCCUGGAGCUCAGGGGUGUAGAGCUGGAGAAGCGGCUGCGGGCAGCCGAGGGAGAUGCUGCGGAGGACAGCCUCAUGGUGGACUGGUUCCGACUUAUUCACGAGAAGCAGCUGCUGCUGAGGCUCGAAUCAGAACUCAUGUACAAGUCUAAGGACCAACACCUGGAGGAGCGGCAACUGGACCUCCAGGACGAGCUGCGGAAGCUGAUGGACAAGCCAGAGGGUCUGAAGUCCCUCCAGGACCGCCAGCGGGAACAGGAGCUGCUGAGUCAAUAUGUGAACACCGUGAAUGACCGCAGUGACAUCGUUGACUUCCUGGAUGAGGACCGGCUCCGGGAACAAGAAGAGGACCAAAUGCUGGAGAACAUGAUCCAGAACCUGGGCCUUCAGAGGAAGAAGUCCAAGUUCCGAUUGUCCAAGAUCUGGUCCUCAAAGAGCAAAGGCGGGCAGACCUGAGCUGCCCGUAGCUGGCACCAGGGCCCUGGCCCUUCUCAGGAAGAGACUGGUGCUGGGACCCCAGAAGGAUGCUUGGGGGUGCCGGGGACCAUGCCUCCCACUCUGAGUCCCUGUAUCCUCAAU